This is a messenger RNA of Empidonax traillii (willow flycatcher), 1899 nucleotides long. RefSeq names its product astrotactin-2. Gene Ontology annotation, molecular function: protein binding. The transcript has 12 exons. The coding region runs from base 33 to 1646 and encodes 537 amino acids. NCBI's taxonomy places the organism in Eukaryota, Metazoa, Chordata, Aves, Passeriformes, Tyrannidae. Gene Ontology annotation, biological process: neuron migration; neuron cell-cell adhesion. The record is from RefSeq and is a predicted model, not a curated record.
GCAGAUGCCUUUUCUCUCCAAGGGAAGAAGCGAUGCUGUCCACCUACUUCGAAACCAUCAAUGACUUGCUCUCCUCCUUCGGGCCGGUCCGAGACUGUUCCCGCAACAACGGUGGCUGCACCCGCAACUUCAAGUGUGUUUCGGAUCGCAAGGUGGACUCCACGGGCUGUGUGUGCCCCGAGGACCUCCGGCCCAUGAAGGACGGCACCGGUUGCUAUGACUACUCCAAAGGGAUCGACUGCUCAGAUGGCUUCAACGGGGGCUGUGAGCAGCUCUGUCUCCAGCAGACCCUCCCUCUGCCCCACGACCCCUCGUCCAGCACCAUCUUCAUGUUCUGUGGGUGUGUGGAGGAGUACAAGCUGGCCCCGGAUGGGAAGUCCUGCCUGAUGCUCUCUGACAUCUGCGAGGGCCCCAAGUGCCUGAAGUCGGAUGCCAAGUUCAACGACACCCUUUUUGGGGAGAUGCUCCACGGCUAUAACAACAGGACCCAGCAUGUCAACCAAGGCCAGGUGUUCCAGAUGACUUUCAGGGAGAAUAACUUCAUCAAGGACUUCCCACAGCUGGCUGACGGGCUCCUGGUGAUCCCACUGCCCGUGGAGGAGCAGUGCCGUGGUGUCCUCUCGGAGCCCCUUCCCGACCUCCAGCUUCUCACUGGGGACAUCAAGUACGACGAGGCAAUGGGCUACCCCAUGGUGCAGCACUGGCGGGUCAGGAGCAACCUCUACAGAGUGAAGCUCAGCUCCAUCACCCUCUCUGCAGGCUUUGCAAACAUCCUGAAGAUCCUGAACAAGGACAGCAGCCGGGAGGAGCUGCUCUCCUUCAUCCAGCAGUUUGGCUCCCACUACAUCGCAGAGGCGCUGUACGGCUCCGAGUUCAGCUGCACCAUCCACUUCCCCAGCAAGAAGGUCCAGCAGCAGCUCUGGCUCCAGUACCAGAAAGAAACGACUGAGCUUGGGAACAAGAAGGAGCUGAAAUCCAUGCCCUUCAUCACGUACCUGUCAGGCCUGCUGACGGCACAGAUGCUGUCUGAUGACCACCUCAUCUCCGGAGUGGAGAUCCACUGCGAGGAGAAAGGGCGCUGCCCCUCCACCUGCCACCUGUGCCGGCGCCCCGGGAAGGAGCAGCUCAGCCCCACACCGGUCCUACUGGAGAUCAACAGGGUAGUACCCCUGUACGCCCUGAUCCAGGAGAACGACACCAGGGAGGCCUUCAAGGGAGCCCUGAUGAGCUCAUACUGGUGCUCGGGGAAAGGCGAUGUUAUCGAAGACUGGUGCAGGUGUGACCUCAACGCCUUCGAUGAGAACGGACUCCCGAACUGCAGCCCUCUCCCUCCGCCUAUCCUGCGGCUCUCCCCCAACGUGGAGCCCUCCAGCACCGUGGUCAGUCUGGAGUGGCUGGAUGUGCAGCCUGCCAUUGGGACAAAGGUGUCUGACUAUGUCCUGCAGCACAAGAAGGUGGAUGAGUACACGGACACAGACCUCUACACAGGAGAAUCCUUGAGCUUUGCGGAUGAUUUACUUUCUGGCCUCGCAACCUCCUGUGUGGCAGCGGGUCGGAGCCACGGAGACGUCCCUGAAACCAGCAUCUAUUCAGUCAUUUUCAAGUGCCUGGAACCAGAUGGUCUGUACAAGAAGACACGUGAAUGAGCGCCGGAGCAAUUGGAGGCAGAUUCCAAAUAGCUCAGUGGCAUGGGUUAAAACACAUCUGUUCCAGCCCUUGGCCGAGUCCCCUGUGUGCACAGGAGCUGUGCUGCUUCAUUGAAUCCACCUCUCCUAUUCCUCAUGCUCUCCAGCUUCCCAAAGCCGAGCAGUGUAUGGCUGUAGUUUCUCCUCAGGCAUUCCUGGCUUGCGGAAGCUCAGACACGGCAAGUCAGGAGUUGAACAAGUGUUUGCUAAAUCC